CAUUAUAAGGUGACUCUCCAACUGCUGCGGUGCGGAGGUUUUCUUAUUUAAUAACUUCGAAGUAUUGCUAAUAAAUCUGCACAUCCGAGCAGUUGUUGGUGAAUCCGGGCAUUAUUCAUACUCUUCUUUUUUCUACUGCGCACCGGCAUUAAAUACUUUACUAAAGUUGUUAAGGAUUUUUUCCACUCCGUUAUCUAUAUGUUACUACCGCCACCAUCGUUAUGCAUUGACCAGGGAUUUACUUUAAUUUUAAUUAAAUGUAGAAAAAGUGCUUUUUGUCGUUUUGGUACCUACAAGAUCAGCAAACCGUUAUACUCUUCCGUUCAUCGUGGUUUUAUGUCUCUCUGUGCAGUGGAAGAUUAAUCUGCUGCACGUGGGAAGCCGGUGCUUGGAGCUUCCACUUGUUGAUUAGAACCCGGUUUCAUAAGGGCUUUCACUAUGUGUCGAUUGACAACGGAUAUCAUCGUUCUCGGAGUCUUUAUGGCACUUCGGAUAUGUUCGGCGGCCAGGGACAACGGAGACGAUGAUGAUUCCAUGGGGUAUUCAAUGCCGUCCCGCGUAAAAACUCCCCAGUUGACCUUAAUCGAUGCCACAUGCGACGCCAGCGGCAUGCAAGUGACAAUACAGUUCGACAUGGUGUUCAACGGCAUCAUUUAUUCCAAAGGCUCGUACUACACGCAAGGCUGUGUAUUCAUCCAGGCCAAUCAGAAUCUCAACAAAUUCACCUUCACUAUUCCCAUUAAUGCGUGCGGCACGCAGAGCGGCAACGAUGACACCAAAUCCCCGCCUAUACGCUACAUCGAAAACACCAUCAUCAUGCAGAAUGACGCCAUGAUCCAGCAGCUGACGGAUGUGGCGCGGAAAGUGCGCUGCAACUGGAAUUCUAACUUCCGCAACACGAUCACGUUCACACCGUUCCGCGUGGACAUGGGAAUUGCAACCAGCGUGAAUUUCAAUGGCGACGACGUAACGACAGCCAUGUCGGUACAAGUGGGGCGGGGUCCAUUUGCGCCGGUUAUUGCGGAGGGAAUUGUGCAGAUUGGUGACACGCUGACGCUGGUUAUCUAUCUGCAGACGAAAGAUGUGACCAUGGAGAUUCAGGUCCUGGACUGCUACGCCACGGAUGGGAAGAACAGGAAUAAGAUUCAGUUGACCGAUGAGAAUGGGUGUGUGAUGAAGGAGAAACUGAUUAGCCAAUGGCAGACAACACGGGAGACACAGAAUACCGCUGCCCAGAUUGCGUAUGCCUAUUUAACAGCGUUCAAAUUCCCGGAUGAUUAUACUGUGAACAUAAAGUGCAACAUUGCCGUUUGUAAGGGAGGCUGUCCUUUUAAACAAUGCUCCGGAAGAAAUUAUGGUCAAGUGGAGCCGCCGCCCGUUGUUCCCGACAAUAGCUACAAGUUGCACCGACGCACUACGCCAGCACCGCCACCAGUUAUCCCCGAUGACGGUUAUGGACCAAUCAAGAAGCUUACUCCGCCCCCAACUACGACAACCACGACGACGACGACAACUACUCGACGAAGAAUUGUCUAUCCCGUGGAAACUCCCGAACCCCCGCCAUACGUUCCGCCCCGCCCACCGUAUGUUCCGCCCAAGAUUAUCACGCCUCCGCCGGAAGAAGGUUAUGGACCCCGUCCCACUCCAGGGCCGCGUCGUCGCACCGUCUUUGAUCGUCGCCGGCGUGAGGCGGCGGAAUUCGGCUUCAAUGAGACGUUGACCACUCUGUCCACGGUGCAGUCCACCGGUCAAAUCCCUCUGUCCAGCAGUAUUCGCGUCAUAUCCCCGGCAGACGUCACCUCGCCACAAUCACUACUCCGCAUCGCCCCGCAAGCCGGCGACAGUUCUACACUGUGCGUCAACACAGUCCUCUUCGCCUUUGGCAUUGCGCUGAUUUUUGCUCUCCUGGUGGCAUCGUGUGUCACGUCGGCGCUGUUGUGUAUACGGCAGCGAAGUAUUAGCAAAAGCGACAAAGAAGUGUACGAGUAUGACAGCAGUCCACUGCCCGAUUAUCCACAGAAAUAAUUAAUGCCACUUUCCAGCUCGAAGAGGACAGUAAUGUGUACUGUUUUUUAUGUGACUGGUGCCUAUGCUGUGACCUUUCCAAGAUGGUUUUCUCACGUUGUAAGAUUUAUACUGUAACUUGUUUUGGUGUUCCUUAACUAUUUGAUAUAGUGCACAUUUAGGUGAUAAUGUCGGAAAAAAAUAAAUAACAAGAGGCUAAAUAAAGAA
Molecule: messenger RNA, 2232 nt
Organism: Paramacrobiotus metropolitanus
Lineage: Eukaryota; Metazoa; Tardigrada; Eutardigrada; Parachela; Macrobiotidae
Exons: 5
Coding region: 439-2025 (528 amino acids)
Source: RefSeq, a predicted model, not a curated record